AUGCCAGACGACCAAGACUCCCUUUCAUGGGAUCUCGGUUCCGCAAUUGAUCUCCUGAAAAGCCUAAGCCUCCCUAAGUACGACCCGACCUCAGCUCUCGAGCUCGUUACGCCUCUCGCGCACCAAGAUGCAGACCGCGAGGAAAGAGCCGAGCACAGCCUCGGAGACUUCUCCACGCUUUGGGACUUCUUUGGCCUGCCUCCCACAACAGACGAGCAGCAAGACUCCGAAUUGAUCAAAUACGAAGUCAACAACGAGCCCGUGGCCGAGGUUGAACUCGAUCACCUGAACAAGGGUGUUCGGUGGCGGGAUGAAGUGGAUGGCACAGACCUAGAAGAGACCGUUGCAUCCACCAAAGUUACCGCCGCAUCCAUUCGCAACAAGAAACGGACCGAAAGAAGAGCAAGGGCGAAAGAAAGAGCAGAGAAGCUUGUCGCUGAACCCCAACAGAAAUCUGCCUCGGACACAUCUGAUCACGAGUCCGGCGAGGAGCUUGAAGCUCUCCGCAGGUCUCCAGACCGGAGGGGUGUUAUCGAUGAUAUUAUCGGUCGCCAUAGACCGGCCAUUCGUGACAGCUAUUCGCCGCCAACAUCGCCAUCGCCGCCCAAGUCAAUUGUCAGAAUUACGAAGCGGAGUGGGCCUAUUUCCAAUCCAUUUCUUUGGACUGCUCCUGGCGUUCCUUCACCAUCACGCCCGACAGUCAUUGCUCCUCGCGAUGGACUGUCCCCGAGAGCCAGGAAACAGGCACUCAUUACGGAACUGAUGCGUCAAUUUCCUGACGAAAAGAAAUAUUUGAAGAACUCUGGACUUCUGGAGCCUGCAUUUACACCUCUGAAUGUAUCCAAAAUUGGGAUACACGUGUUCGUUGACAUCUCGAACAUAUCCAUUGGCUUCCACGAUUGCUUGAAACUAGCUCGUGGCAUGCCCCGAGAGACACGACUCAAGCGUGUCCCGUUGUGUUUCCACAAUUUUUCACUUAUUCUCGAACGAGGCCGGCCCGCGGCCAAACGCGUUCUCGUUGGGUCCGAUAAAUCCGCCGUGGUCCAACAGGCCAAGUCGAUCGGCUUCGAAACCAACAUUCUCGAGCGUGUGCAUAAGGCCAAAGAGCUGACGCCGCGGCAAAAGAAGUACCAAUCCCGUUCUGCCGGGGAAACAAGUGGCUCUGAAACGAACACGACUUUCCCCAACACCAACACUCCGACGACGGCGGAGAAGUGGGUCGAGCAGGCUGUGGACGAAAUUCUGCACCUGAAGAUCCUCGAGUCAUUGAUCGACGCUGAGAAGCCCAGCACCAUUGUCCUCGCCACAGGUGACGCCGCCGAGGCCGAGUACUCUGGCGGCUUUUUGAGGAUGGUCGAGCGUGCAUUGGAAAAAGGCUGGUCUGUCGAACUGGUCAGUUUCAGGCUCAACACUAGUAGUCUGUACAAGAGGAAGGAAUUCCGGUCGAGAUGGGGCCCGAUGUUCAAAUGGAUCGAACUCGAUUCGUUUGUUGAGUUCCUGAUUGACGAGGAGGAGGACUUUUAA
Messenger RNA from Capronia coronata CBS 617.96, 1524 nucleotides. RefSeq lists its product as uncharacterized. Gene Ontology annotation, biological process: protein import into nucleus. Bases 1 to 1524 code for a protein of 507 amino acids. The transcript has a single exon. The record is from RefSeq and is a predicted model, not a curated record. Gene Ontology annotation, molecular function: guanyl-nucleotide exchange factor activity; small GTPase binding. Gene Ontology annotation, cellular component: nucleus. NCBI's taxonomy places the organism in Eukaryota, Fungi, Ascomycota, Eurotiomycetes, Chaetothyriales, Herpotrichiellaceae.